Molecule: messenger RNA, 37166 nt
Organism: Schistosoma rodhaini
Lineage: Eukaryota; Metazoa; Platyhelminthes; Trematoda; Strigeidida; Schistosomatidae
Source: the annotation of a GenBank genome assembly
AUGUUGACGUCCAUCAAACGUUAUCAUGACGAACAACAACGUGUACAGAAGAAAACUUUCACUAAUUGGGUCAAUGCAUGUUUGCAAAAGCUACCUGACCCAAUUCAUAUCAAUGAUCUUUUCAAAGAUAUUGGUGAUGGAACUACUCUUAUCCGUCUGCUUGAAGUAUUAUCAGGGGAAAAAUUGCAAAUUGAAAAUCCUCGUAUUAUUCAAAGAGCUCAUAAACUUAGUAAUGUUCGUAAUGCUUUAGAUUAUUUAGAAAAAACAUGUAAAAUAAAACUUGUAAAUAUCAAUCCUGCAGAUGUGGUCGACGGGAAACCAGCAAUUGUUUUAGGUCUUAUAUGGUCGAUUAUAUUAUUUUAUCAAAUUCAAGGUCAUCAGAAAGUUUUAAAAGACGCAUUGAAAUCUCGUCGUAAAAGUCUCUCAAAAUCAAUCGAUUCUGAUGCCACUGGAAAUGCUAGUAGUAAAUCUGAAGAGACCAGUUUAUCUGAACAAGUGGAUAGUACAAAAAGUGUAACCGGUUCCAGGACUCGACAAGCUUUAUUAACUUGGGUGGAACAGUCUUUUCGUUCUCAUAAAUCAACGUUGGAAAUUAGAGUUACAGACUUUGGUUCAUCUUGGCGUGAUGGUAAAGCAUUUUGUGCUUUGGUGCAUAACAUUAAUCCAAGUCUUAUUGAUAUGGGUGAAGUUAUGCAUCGAAAAAACCGUGAGAAUUUAGAAUUUGCUUUCAAUGUAGCUGAACAACGACUUGGUAUACCAAAAUUAUUAGAUCCUGAAGAUGUUGAUGUGGAUAAACCGGAUGAACGUUCAAUUAUAACAUAUGUAGCACAAUUUAUUCUAAUCGCUAGUUCACAUCCACCUAAGGGUAAUGAACAAACAGAAGCGGAAAAAGAACGUAUUCUACUAAUUACUAUUAAAGAGUUAAUUGCUCGAGUUCGACAUAAUCCAAUUGAAUCACAAGAUUUUCUCACUGAAUUUGAAAGUUUUCUUCAAGCUCAACUUGAACAUGAAAAUAUGGCUGCUUAUAUUCGUGAACUUGAUGAUAGAAAACGUCAAGGUUUAUUACUUGGCCUAAGACCAGAGGAAUUAGAACGUGCUGAAGCUGAAUGGAGUAGAGUAAAACCUGAACUUGAUGAAUGGCGUUGGCGUUUAGAUAAUGUUUUACCAGGUGAAUGGCGUCAAGUUGGUCAAUGGUUAUCAAAAUUAGAAAAAUGUCUAAUAACUGAUGCACUGAUAGCUUCACAACUUGGUCUGGAAUUAGCUCCAGAAGCGAAAAAUUUGACUCAUGAAGAGCGUGCAACACGACUUCAAAAUUGCUUAAAUGAACAUGAAGAUAUUUUUAAUAAUAUUGAAGAUUUAAAUCAUUUAAUUAAUAAACUAAGUGAAGAAAAUGAAAAAUUAAAUGAAAUUGCUCAAAAUGCUACAACUUCAGAUGUAUUAACUACAUUACCAACUCGUUUACCACAAAUUAUUGUUGAUUCAUUAAAAUCACGUUUUAUCACAGCUUAUUUAAAUGGUCAAUUAACUAAACGACGUUUAGAACGUUUAGUGUUACGUUGGAAUUUAACACAUAAAAUAACUAUAAUACGUGAACAUUUAAUUAAUUGGCAAACAAUUAAAUGUAAAGAAAAAUCUGAAGUAGAUUUACACAUCAAUGAAAUUAAAGAUUAUUUAUCGUCCAUGAAUAUACCUGAAGAUAUGGAUAAUGGCUUGAAUAAGCUUAAAGAAUUAGCAUUAGAACGUGAUGAUAUUGCGUGUCGAAUUGUUGAACAACGUGAAAAAUUGGAAGCCAAUGCAAAAUUACCAGGUCCUAUGGUAAAUCAACAGGCUUCCGUUAGUACCGGUGGUGGAGCAUUCAUUUUAACUGACUAUGCUGAAACUGAGAGAAAAGAAACUAAUUUCUUUUUAACUUCACUUAAUACACGUUGGAAAGAUACAUGGUCGGAUCUAUUGAAUAUACAAACACAUUUAGGUGAACUUUCUGUCAAAUGGGAUCAAUAUGAAACGGAAAAAUUACAUCUAAGCGAUUGGUUAAUAGGAGUGCGAAAACUACUUGCCGAUGAGAGUACAAGUGCUGAAGAACGUGAAAAAUUAUAUAACGAUUUGAAAGAAUGGCGUACACGUGUUUCAGCUUUAAAUGAUCUUGGACAUGAAUUAAUGCAUACCUGUGAUAUGACAACAUCAUCCUUUUUAGACAAUGAAUUGAAAAAUAUCAAUAAAAAUUGGACUGAAGUUACUACAGAAGUUAUCAAAUUUGUUGAUUUAGAUCAUGCUGAAGAAUUGAAAAAUCGUAAUUCUGAAGCCAUGCUUCGACUGAAUGCAUUCAUCAAAUCAACUGAACUUUUAUUGGUCUCUGAUUUUGUUCUACCAGAGACCACUGAUUUAGAUCAAGCUCAUGCGGCUACAGCUGAUUAUCGUCAACAAUUGGAAGAAGCACGUAAACAGUUACUUGAAAAAGCUCGAACUGAUUAUUUGGAAGCUUUAAAAACUGCUGAGGAACUAAUGACAGCUGCUAAAGCUGGUCAAGCAGAUAUGGAACAAGCUGAAGCUGUUAUGGCAGCGGUUCGUGCUGCUGGUGAAAAAUUAGAUCGAUUAGCUAAUCAAUCUGUUCAAGCAAGAUUAGAUGAAGUUGAAGCAGCAACUAAGAAAGCUGUGGAAUUAGCUCUUCAACUAGCUCCAAUUAAUGAUUGGGUACAAGAUAGUGAAGUUUCAGUGGAAAUAUUAAAUUCAGGAUCAAUUGAAACUAAUCUCGAUUUGACUAAUUUAACAACAGAAGAAGCUAUGUCAAAGUUGAAGGGUCAUUUCACAGCUUUAGAAGAGCAUGAAAAAGCUUUAAUUGAAGCUGAGAAACGAUUGAAUGACUUAAAAGAAUCUGGUCUACAGCAUAUUGAUAUUAGUCAGUUGGAAUUAGCUACUGCGGAAGCUCGUCGUAAAGUUGAAGCUAUGCGUACUGUAGCUAAAUGUUAUGAAACUGAGUUAGAUAGACGAAAAUCAGCUGAACAAUCAUUUUCAUAUGCUAUAAUAAAUAUAUCUGAUUGGUUAGACGAAGCAGAACGUCUUUUUCAGAUUGAUACAUCAUUUGAUUUUGAAGAACAAUUGCCUAAUACAGAAGUUAUUCAAGAUAAAUUAAUUGCAAGUGAAGAAUUUUUAAGAAAAACACAAACAGCUGGUCAAGCUUGUUUAAUUGAAUUGAAUAGAAGUUAUGAUAGAUUAGUAGAAUUAUUCUCAGGUAACGAAGAAGAUUUAGUUGAAAAUUCUGCUAAUCCAAUGAUUCAACCAGAUGAAGUUAGUAUGAAUAUAUUGUUGGAAGCAGCAAAUCAAGUGACUAAAUUUCGUGAUCGAUUUGAUGAGUUGAUGUCUAAAGCUACUCGACGUCAAUAUGAACUUAAAUAUGCUUUAUUAGAAGCUCGUCUACGUGAACAAUUAGAUAAUACUAAUAAAAUUUUAAAUGAUGAAGAAUUUCGAAUGACAUCUGGUGAACAUUUGGCUAGUAUAUUGUCUGAUCAUGAGUCUUCAUUUAAAAAUUCAGAAUUUUAUCAUAUUUGUGAAGAUAUACUGCAUGAAAUGCGUGAAUUAGAUGAACAAAUGUCUUGUUUAUUUCAAAAUGAUACAAAUUAUUAUAAUAAACGUACAACACAAUUACAACAAGAAUAUAAUUUAUUAAGUGAACGUGUUGGCAAAAUGGCUGUCAGAUUACGUAAUCUACCGGAACAAUGGGCUGAUUUUGAUGAUAAAUUAAAUCAUUUAUUAGAUUGGACAAAUGAAGUUGAAAAACUAUUUAAUCAUUUACAAAGUGAUCCAUCUAAUACAAAGAAUAAUGAUGAAAAAACUGCCAUUGAAUUAGCUUCACGUUAUCGUGCCAUGCUAUCGAGAUUUGAAGAAAUGACUGGUAUGGUGAAUGAACAAAAUGCAUUAGCUGAUAAAUUAAAUUUAAUGCUGGUUGAUUUAUCAUUAGACGGUGGUGUAUCAGCUGGAGAGUUAGCAACAAAACGAGCUGCCUUAACUGCUGCAUUAGGAGCAUUGAAAGAUUUAGGCAGUGAAAUGGAUUCUGUACUAACUCGAGCUCCAUUAAUAGCUGAAACAUUGGAAUUUCGUGCUAAUGCAGUAACAGAACGUAAAAAAGCAAUUGUUGUUCGUGAAGCAUUUGAACAAGCUGUACAAGAAGAUGCAGAAAUGUUACCAAAUGAUUUAGAAUCAAUUAAACGUAUAUUAGCUGAACGUGAAGCUAUGGUAGCUCGAUUAGCUGAAGAAAGAGAUGCUAGUUUAUUAGCUAUGAUUCAACAUGGAUUAAGUGUUAAAACUGAUGAAAUGUUAGAUUGGAUUGAACCAUCUAAAAAUGAAUUAAAAGCUACUUGGGCUGAAGUAGAUAAAGUUGCUGAAACUGGUUUAAAAUCUUUACGUCAAACUGCUGAAGCUUUUGAAGCAUUUGAAGAACAUAAACAACGUAUUACAAAUUUGUUAACUGGUACAAAACAUUUAAUUAAUGGUCAUGCAAGUGCAUCUACUACAGCCGCUUUUACUAUGGCAUUACUUGGUAAAGAUGGUACAAUUGAUAUUGAUAAUGUCACUAAUACAUUACAUAUUGAUAAUGAAACAAAAUUAUGGGCUGAUUCUUCAUUAGCAUCUGGUAUUGCUGGUGUUAUUGUAGCAAGUGUUGAAGAAGCAACUAAAGCUGGUCAAGAAGCUGUACGUGUUCAAACAGAUGCAAUCCUAGCACAAUUAGAUGCAUUAAACAAUGCAGAAUCCGAUUUAAAAGCCUUAAUCAAUGCUGCACAAACUAUGAAAAUGCGAUCCACACCAGAACGUGCUUCAGAAUUAGAUGCAACAAUAAAACAAUUAGAAAAUCAACUUAUUACAGCUAAACAAGAAUUAAAUGCUAAAUUAGCUAAUUUACGUGCAGCUAAUGGUAAAUGGGAAGUAUUUUAUACAAGUACACGUGAAGUUGACAAAUUACUUAAUAAUGCAGAAUUAAAUUUAUCCAAUAUAACCAGUGUACAACCAUUAGCUAAAGGUAAUUUAAAUAUUAAUGAAUUAGGUUCUGCUGAAUCAUCAGCUAAAGCUGCUGCCGCUGAAUUAGCAUUAUGGUAUGCAUCAGUAAAUAAUUAUUUAAAAGAUUUACAAUUAUCUGAACAACGUCUAUUAUCAUUAAAUGUUAUAUUUAAAGAAUUAACACAUUUCUCACCAUUAGAUACUACUGAAAUGAAUACUGAUAGUGAUAAUAAUUUAUCUGAAUCAUUAAUCAUUAGUUCAGAAAUAUCUAAAGCACAAAAUAAAAUUCUUAGUUUAUAUCGAAGACAAAAAGCAUUACAAAUGGCAUUUAAUCAACAUUCACAAUCAUUAAAUAAAUUAAAAGAUUAUUUAACACAAUAUCUUAAUCUUGUACCAAAUAUUGAUAAAUAUUUAAUAGAAAUUGAAAAUACUACUAAAAUAUUAUCAUCAACCAAUUCAUUUAUUAAUUCAUUAGAUGAUUUAAUUAAUUUACGUAAUACACAUAAUACACGUCAAAUGAUACAUAAUACAAAAUAUACAGAAGAUCGUAAUCAAUUAUUAUGGUUAGCUAGUAAUUUAACUAGUUGGUCACAUUUAAAAGAAGCUAAUGAAGCGUUACAAUCACGUUGGGAAAGUGUUAACUAUUGGCUAAUUGAAGAAUCUCAAUAUUUAGAUGAUUUACACAAUAUGUGGACAGAAUGGAAUGAAGAAGCUGAUCAGUUUACAUUACAAAUAACUAAUAUAGAAAAAGAUGUAGAACAAGAAUUAAAUAAUAUCAUCAAUGAUAUAACUAACCAAAACUCUAAAGAGUCAUCUGAUCCAAUUAAUAAUAAUAAUACCAGUGACUUAGAUUCCAAAGUGAAUAAAGCUAGUGCAUAUCAAGAUCGUUUGUUUGAUGCUGAGUCUUAUUUGAAAGCGUUCAGUUUUAAAACAGAAAAAUUGUUAAAACGAAUUUUUGCACAAACUCAAAUACACUGCCGAACUUUGUUACCAGUAGAUACGGGGAAAAUAACAAAAUCUACUGAUCAAUUGUCAUCAUCAUUAACAGAAUCCACACUCAAUAACACUAAUAUCAGUUCACAAUUCACUAAUAUCGCUAUCAGUCCACAUAGUAUAGCAAUUAAAUAUCGAGAAUUAGAAGAACAUUUAAAAUGUGUACGAAUACAGUGUGAAAAAUUAAAUAAUGAAUUAGAAAAUCAACUAGAUGCACGUGAUCGUUUAUUUCGUGAUACAGAUAGACUAUUACAAUGGAUUAUGUCAGCGGAGAAACGUAUGACAAAGCUAACACGAAUUUGGGUAGCAGCAAGGCCACCAAUUACAACGAAUAAAACUUACGGUGUAUUACAUAAACCAUCUUCAAUUAUGAAACAACGAAGUGAUCAAAUUGAUUCUGAUAAACAACAACUAAUUGGUGUUGACUUAUCAGAAGCAUAUGAACAAUUAAAAACUUUACAAAUUGAAGCUAGUGGUCCACGAAUGAUUGCUUUAAAAGAAUUAGCUAAUCAAAUUGAAGGCGAAGAUGUUGAUUUAAAUGAUUUAUACAAUAAAAUGGGCAGUCGUCCAGGGAGUAAUCGACCUGGAAGUAAUCAUAGUAGACCUACUAGUGAUCGGUCACGUAGUCGACGUUCUGUUUCAUUUGAUUUAUUAGGUAAAGAAAAUAGUUUUGAUUCAACUACAAAUGAUGAAAUUAAUCGUCAAUUACAUGAACGUUUAAUUCGACUUUUAAGUAAAUUAAAUCGUCUUAUCAGUCAUCUUGAUCAACGUACAAUACUUUGUCGUUUAACUAUUGAAUAUGAAUAUUGUCGUCAAAAUUGGAUACAAGAGAUUAAUGCAUUGAAUUCACGUUUAAAAACAUUUGAAAAUAAUUCAGUUGUUGUAGAAUUAGACGUAGAUAAGAAGAAAAAACAGCCAUCCAAUAAAUCUAUUGAAGAUGAUAGGAAACCAUCUGUACAAGAAAAUGAAGACUCUAUAGGACAACAACAAAAACAACAUACUGAGGAAGAAAUCAAUAAGGAUGAAGUCAGUAUGGGAGAAAAUGUCACGGAAUCUACAAAUUUAACUCAUCAUGAUGAUGAUUCUAUUCAGACUACCACUAUUACUGCUACUACUGAUACUAGUAGUAAAGAACGAAUUACACCAAUUGACAUGCUUCAAUCUGCCACAGAUGACGCUGAACGUAUAUUAUUUCGUAAACAAACCAUACAAUCUGGUAUUGUCUAUCAAUCAGAAUAUAAAAAUUUAAAAGAUGAAAUUGAUAAAUUAAAACAGCUAAUAAAUAAUUGGCAAGUAACAUUAGAUUUUACACGACCAAAUAUCAAUGAAAAUGAAUUUUAUGAAACAUUGAAUGAUUCGAAUUUAGUUGGACCAAAAGACCUCGAUGUGGCUGUUGUUUCAGUUGGUCUUAUGUUUGUUACCAAUAUUGAUUCGAAUUGGUCAUUUAGUACUGGAUUCAGUACUGCUGCUUCAUCAAUGACAACCACAACGAGUACUUCAAUCAACAGCACCACUACCACCUCCACAACAACUACUUUAGGUGGUACCACUAUUACUUCAGAUCAGUCGACAAUAUUACAAUUAGAACCAUUUAGUUUUUUUAUAGAUAUUGCUAGAUUGUCUUCUGAAUGUGAUAAAUUACAUGGAAAAUUAAAAUCUAAUUUAUUACAUGUGAUUGGUGUAUGUGAAAAUUGGCAACAAUUAGUUGAAGCACGUGAUAGAUUAUUAGAACAAGUUAAAGAUUUACAAUAUCGUUCAUCAGGAGCUUGUUAUACAGUUAGUCAAUUAGGUGAUCCAUCGAAAACUGAUAAACCUAUUGGUAUACGUUUGACACGUUUAGGUAAACAGUUAUUAAAUUGGCAAGUUGAAUUAAAUUCGGCUGGCACUACCACAGACGAUGUGAACGCAUUACAAACUGAUGUUAAUAAUAAUAAUGAUAAUGAUAAUACUGAUAAAACUAAUUUACCAAGUGAAGCUGCCACUAUAAUUCAACGAUUAAAUGAUCUUCGACGGGCUGGUGAACGUAUUGUUGGAUUAAAUCCAGCCCGUGGUCCAAAUGUUGAUAGUUUAUACAAUACAACUGUACAAUCUAUACGUUUAUGUGCAAUUUAUUUAGGUGAAAUCGGUCGACAUAGUAUACUAUUAUUUGAAGCAUUAUCAAAACGUUCAGAAUGUUUACAUCAAUUGACAGAAUUUCUUGAUGAAGUUGAAAAACAAAGUGGUCUUGUUCCAGCUAGUGAACAUCAGACAGUUUUUGGUGAUACAAAUUCAACUGAACAAAAUCAAAUGACUAUAGUUGAUCAACAAAUUAAUAGUUCUGAUAAAAAUGUUAAACGACCAAUACCUGAAGAAAUUGCAUCACAAUUCACAAUGUUUGAAUGUAUGGAUCUAUGUAGAUUAUUAAGUGUGGAUAAUGCCAAAGAAGUAGAACAACAACUGAAACCAUGUCAAAUUUCAUUAGAUUCAUUAAUGAAUAAACAAAAUACAUAUUUUAUACAAUCAAAUCAGUCAUCUUCAUUAGCGUUGCAAACAUUUAAUGAAUUUCAAACAGAAAUAUGUAGAUAUAAUAAUAGUAAUAAUAAAAUGGCUGAUACAGAUGAAGAACAUAAAUUAUCCGAGAGACAAAUAAAAUCAGAUCCAUUUCGUGAUGUAAUAAUCAAUCGUUGGCAACGAUUACAUUUUCGUUUAGAAACUGUUAUACAGCAAUUAUAUAUUCGACGUAGUGCAUUCAUAUAUGUAGAAGAUGGUUUCAAACAAUUAGAACAUUGGCUUGAAACAAAUGAAUUAACAAUAGAAACAUGUAGUUCACAACUGGCAGCGAAUGCAGCGACUUCCGCUAUCCUCUCGCCAUUUAAUUUGCAUUCAGUAUUGCCAGCUGAUGACCAAUUAGAGUAUACUGAAAAUCCUCAAUUAAUUCUUGAUACAUUUAAUACAGAAGUUGUUUACUACUCAAAUUUAUUAAAUAGUAUAAAUGAUCGUAUCGAAGCUGAUUUAGGAGAUCGUGUAUUAUUGAAAAAAACAUUGGAUAAUUUAGAAUGGCGUUUACAUAAAUUACAAAAAUCUUCGGAUCAUUUAUUACAACAAUGGAAUGAAGAAUAUGAAAGAUGUGAACAGUUAAAAGUUGAUCUACAUCAAUUUAAUACACUUCUAGAAUCAAUUAAUAAAGAGUUAACAUGUUGUUUUGAUCCGAAUGUUUGUAAUGUAGAAGAUCUAAAUAGUUUGACGAUGAUACAAUAUAGUCCCACUGAUAUACAAAGUAUUAAUAUACAAGCAAAUAAUUAUUUAUUACAAUUAUGCAAAGCACAGUGUAUUCGUCAUCGUCUUGCACGAUUACGCGAUCGUUCAUUAUGGUUACAUGAUAGAGCUCAUUUAUUAGCCAUUGGACCAAGUCGUUAUCACCAUCGUUCUAUUCAGCCAUUGAAAAUAAUGCAACAAGAAGCAAAUUUAUCCAUCAAUAAUGAGAAUAAAUCUACUGAGCUAUUUACUGCAUCUAUUCUAUUAGAAAGUGAAUCAGUCUCUUUAAAUCAUCGUUUAUUAGGUUUAAUUGCAAAAUCUACAAAGUCUGUGCAUAUUUUACAUUCAAAAAUUAAUCAUAUCUUUUUUGAUGCUAUACAAAAUUUUCAUAAUUGGUUUGAUGAUUUACAUUCAAGAAUGAAUGAAAUUCAUUCAGCUACACUUUCAACACAUAUGAUAAUAAAACCAAAUGAUUCAAAGCAACUAUCGACUGAUACAAAUCAGUCAGUGGGAAUUUUAUCCGUAGAUGUAUUGUCAUCUAAUUUGAAUACAAUUCGUGCAACUGUAGAUGAUUUAACUAGGAAAGUUCAAUGUGAAUCUAAACUUGACAUUUUAAAAGAAUUAGCUAAAAUAAUGCUACGUUCACACUAUAUAGACAUUGAGCCUAGUUUAUCUGAUCAUAUAAAAGAUGAUGAGGUUGACGAUGCUGACGCUCAAGUGAAGAAUGAAAAACAGCCAUCAGUUGAUAGCAUACAAACAUCAUUGAUAACAGCUGAAUCUCUUUUACAGUCUGUCGAAGAUAAAGUUGAACAAUUUACUAAAGUAGUAGACACAACUGAAAAUAAUCCACCUUCAUCAUCGUCAUUACCAAUAUCAUUAUUACUAACAAAACUCAAUUCCUCUGAUGUUUCUUCCAUCUUUAUGGAAUCUGAUAACUCAAUAAGUCAAUUGAUUCGAUUAUGGGACAGUCAAUUAACCAAUAUGUAUAGUGAAUUGAAACAGAUCGAGUUGAAACUUGAUACGGCACAAAAAGUUGCUAUACAAUCGAAAGAAUAUGAAAUUAAAUUAUCCGAAAAUAUGAUUAUUUAUGAAAAACAAUUUAAACAAAUUAUUAUAUGGCAACAAUCAAUUAGAAUUGAAUCGUGUAAAAGUCGUCUUAAUGAAUUACAAGAUUUACUUGUUCAAUUGAAUGGGUAUGGUAUUGAAUUAAAGCAAGCUCAUGAAACAUUUAAUCAGUUAGUUAAACUAAGUACUCUGUCAUUGUUUCAUGAGCUCAAUAAUAAAACAACUGAUUCUAUUCAUCAAAAUGAUGAUCCUGAUAAAUUAAAUGAAAAAUCAAUUUAUAAAUCUAUUGUACUAACGGAAAUUGAGUCUCGAUUAAAUACUUUACAAUCAUGUUUGGAAAAAGCUAGUCAACAUACUAUGGAGUUGACUACUGCCUUAGAAACUCAACAACGUACAUGCAAUGAUGCAAAUAAUUGGGUUGAAAAUGUUACAAAUCAACUUCAUCACAUUAUUAAAGAAAGACAAGAAACACCUUCAAAUCGUGACACUGCUCGAAAAUAUCUUGAUUUAAUACAUAAUCUCAAUGAAAUAUCUAACGAUGGACGUGCAAAAAUACAAAUAGCUCAAAAUGCCAUUGAAGUUGCAUGUAGUUUGAUUUUAACAUCAGAAUCGUUCUACAAUAAAAUUAAAAAUAAUUAUAAUCUACCAACUAAAAUGGAACAAUCAAUCAAUAAUGAUCAGACAAAAUUGGAUGAAUCAAAAUCAGUAGAAUCACUUGCAGAGAAAUUCUUAUCAUUUCAUUCUAUAUUUAUAUCAGAAUCCAAUGAUCAAUUAAUAAAUUACUCAUUUAUGUUAAAUGAUCGUUUCAAUGUUUAUUUAAAUGAACUCGGAACCGUUUUAAAUGAGAUACAACUUGACUUAAAUCAGUGGACAUCUUAUAUUGAUUCAAAAGUACGUUUAGAAAAAUGGUUGAACAUGGUGGAAUCUGAUUGGAAAGUGAAUCAAUUAACUGAUUCCGAUGAAGUCGGUGAUAAUUUAACAAACAAAAUGUACUUUGUUACCUUAUACAAACAACGAUUACAGGAUAUGGAGUCCCAUGAAAGUCUUCUAAACACUGUAAUUUGUUGUGGAAAUCAGUUUAAUCGAAGAAAUUCAGACAAUAUGAUUAGUACUACAACUAAUGAUAAUCAAGUAGUUCUUCCUACUGAAGAAAUUCAAAAUUUUCGAAAACGUUUUGAAUCACUUUGCAAUUUCGUAAAUACACGUUUAAAAUUACAUCAAAAUCGCUUAGAAAAAUAUAGAAAAUUUAUGGAACAUAAUCAAAAGUUUGAAGAAUGGCUUUCUAAUACAGAGACAAAACUUAAUUAUUUGAUAGAAGAUAUUGUUGGAAGAAUUGAACAUUUAAUUCCAGAAAAUGAAUCCUAUUCUAUUACAUCACAUAGUGAAUAUGACCCAGACUUAUCAAUAAAGACUCAAUUUAUUAAUAAAGAUAAUAAUCUAUCAAUAUACAUUGAAAAGAUUGAUAAAUUAUGGUUAUCUAUGAUGAAUAGUGCUGAAAGUCAAUUAGAUACAUUAAGUUCAUUAUUUCUAUCAAUUGAAAAAGAAGUAGAAAAUCCAGGAGAUUUUAAAAUAAAGAUCACCAACUUUAAAAAUCAUAUAUUUCUUAAUUUAAAACAAAAAAUUACUAAUUUUAUCCAAAAUUUAAAAGAAUAUCAACAUCAUACCGAGGAAUUUUUAACUCAACUAUCAAAAACACAAACUUAUAUAAAUAAUGAAGAAAAAAAGAUUAGUCAAUAUUCAACACGACAAUUAUGUCAUUCUAUGUCAGAUUCAAUGAUGUUACUAACUGGUGAUCAUAUGAUUAAUUUACCUGAUAAUCUAGAUGGUAAAUUAUUUUAUAUUCAAACAUUAAAACAAAUUUUAAAUAAUUUAAAUAAUUCAGAUUGUUCUAAUUUCAUUCAAUCAUUACAUAAUUCCCGUGAACAAUUGAUUUCAAUUAUGAAUAAAAUUAAACAAACAAGUUUAUCUGAUCAAAAUAUUUUGAUCACAAAUAAUGAUCAUUUAGAUAAACAUUUCAAUUACGUAACUGCUUAUUUGAAAAAAUUAAAAAAAUGUUGUGAAGACUUAAUACAAUAUUGGCAAUUAGCUGUAGAUAAUCAUUUAAAAUUUCAAGAAACAUGCCAAUCAUGUUCAAUGGAAUUUCAAAUAAUUAAAUCAGAUUUUAUUAAAGGUUGUCCAUUUAAUAAUGAAAUGGAAUUAACUAAUAUAAUAAGUAAUGAUAAUAAUCAUAAAAUAUCAUCGACAUCAAAACGGAAUAGAAUCGAUCAAAUUUAUAAUAAUUUUUUAGGAUGGUUAUCAAAUUUAAUGAAUAAACUUGAUCGAUUCAUUGUAAUAUCUUAUCAAUCUUGUAUAGAAUUAGCUCAGAUUACAUCAUUAACAACUAGUGUAAAAGGAUAUAAUAUAAUGAAUGAACAAUUAAUUGAAUUAAAAAAAUCAGCUGAUCAAUUAUCAACUGACUUUAUGGAAUUAUAUCAUCAAAUUGAAUUAACAAUGAUUGAACAUAUAAAAAUGGAUCAAGAGAAAUAUGAAUUAAAAAAUUGGUUAAAUGAAUAUGAACAAAAAUUAAUUGAAUUGAAUAAACCAUUAGAAGUGGUUUUAUCAUUUGAUAAUAUCAUUUCAUCAUUAUCAACAACAUCGUCGGAAUCUUUGAGAUCAUCUUCAAUUUCAUUAAAUGCAAUUUUAUCAUCAUGGUCUAUGUUAAUGAAUGAAAGACAAUUGAAUUUACAAAAUUUACGACGAGUAUUCCAGAAUCUAUCUUCACGUAGUCAACAUUUAAGAUCAUUUGAAGAACGUCAAUCUUUAGUUCUUUCAAAUUAUAAAACUUACAUAGUUGAUCGUGUAAAUCAAUCAAUCGUUUCUGAUGACAUAAAACAAAUGAUUUCUAAUGUAUCAAAUAGUGAAUUGGACACAGAUUAUACCAAUUUGAUAAAUUUUAACAAAGAGUUGAUAAGUAAAUCUGAAAAAGUCACUAAUCAGGACACUAAAUUUAAUGAUCUAGCUCAGUCAUUAUUAUCUGAGAUCAAUACACUCUCAGAUAAUCUUCGUAUUCUGGAAGAAGAUUUUUUCAAUAUGAAAUCUCAUAUUGUGAUGGAUAAUAAUAACAAUAAUAAUAAAUCAAUGGUCAAUUCACAAGAGUUGUUAUGGACACGUGAUCUAGUACAGUAUAAAAUCAAUGAAUUAAAUGAACAAACACGAGAUGUUUCCUUAAAGAAUAUCCAUGAAAAAUUGAACAUACUUGAAGAGAUGUUCAAUUGUUCAGUUAGUUUAAAUAAUCCAGAGAAAAAUUUGGCAAAUGAAUUAAUUAAUUCAAUCAAAAAUCAAUUGAAUAAAUUAACUGAAAGAAUUGAUCAACAGUCAGCUUUGUUAUCUUUGAUACUUGAUCAAAUGGAAGAUAUGUCCAAAAGAAUUGUUCAACAUAAAGAAUGGUUUUCUCACUUGGUAAACAAAGUAGAAUCAAUUGAAACUGAGUUACCUGUUGACUUAGAGUCUAAAAAGACAUUAUUAGUACAAUAUCAGGAUAUUUUAACUGAGACUACGGAACAUAUUUCAGAAAUAAAUGUAAUCUUAAAAGAUUGUUGCUGUAACACUGCGACAUCCUUUGUUUCUCAGAAAUCAGAGAAAAUAACUGAAGAAUCAACAGAUCUCAAUUUGAAUCUAUCAUCACAUCCAGUUAAAAUAUAUCCUGUUGAUGUUCAAUUAGUCAAAAAUUUAAAAUCACUUCAUUAUGAUAUGAAUCAAGCAUCGGAAAGAGUAAAUUUAAAUAUAACUCGAUGGAAGCGUGCUAUAACUCGACAUGAGAAUUUGAUUGAAUCUUUAAAAAAUCUUGAGAUAAUUCUAACCAAAUGUAUUACUAAUACUUUCUAUUGUGCUAAGCAUAUGUUGAAUUUAGAGAUUGACAUGAAUGAUGAGACUACACUACUUAAAUUUCCUGUAAGUAGUAUACUUUCCAAAUGUGUAUAUAUUAUACAAACAUAUAUCAAUACUGAUUUAGAUCAAGUCAAUAGAUUAUUAGAUGAGAUCAACUUAACUUAUGAUAGUGUCUUACAAGAUACAUGUCCAGAAAAUAUGAAUAUCAUUAAAUUACAAAUUAGAAAAGAUCAAAAUCAAUUUACAAAUUUAGAACAUAAAAUACAUACAUUACAAGCCUAUUUAACUAAUCUCACUGAUCGUAUUGACUUAUUCACAUCCAUUGAUAAUCAUUUAAAUGAACGAAUUUCCAAUCUUUCUAAUCGUCUUCAAUCUGAAUGUAUCAAUUUAUGUUCAACUCAAAUUCAAGAAAUUAAAAGAUACGCUAAUAUUUGGCAUGGAAUUUAUGAAAAAUUUAAACAAAUUCAUCAAGAUUAUAUAAAUGAAAUGAUGCCUUUAAUUAAAGAAUUUCAAUAUUUAAAAGUUGAACAUUUACAAUUUUUGGAAUUAUAUAAAAAAAAUUUUUCAUUUGAAUUUACAAAUGAAAAUCAUUAUUUAUUGGAACAAUUACCUGUCAUUGAAUCAAUCACAAUUCAAUCUAUUUAUGAAGAACGAAAUGAUAAACUUCUAGAGAUUAUUGAAUUUAUUAGUGCGGUCAUCAAAUCAAUCGAUUCAAUCAGUUCCACGUGGUCUAAAUCCGAACGAAAAUUCAUUCAUUGUCGCUCUUGGAUUAAUGGACUAACAAAAAAAUUCAUGCAAAUUUCUCAAACCAACUUGAAAACUGAUAUUACUACUACACCUAACAUUUCAGAUGUUAUAGAAAAAGGAGGGGAAGUAGUAGUAACUGAAGCCAGUAACCAGUCAUCAGCAGUAUCGCCUUCUGAUCAUAUUUUAAAUCAAUUAGAUCAAUAUACAGCACAAAAUCGUUUAUCACUUCUAAAGGAAUUUCAAACAGAACUGAAUCAAAAUAAUCUAUAUUUUGAUGAAUAUCGUAAUGAAUUGUGCAAUGUUCAAUCAUUAGAGUCAACGAUCAACUGUUUAUAUGAUAUAUUCAAGCAAUUUGAUGUUGACACUAAUGAUGAUUUAAAAUUGAAUCAUUCUAAUUUAAUAAAUAAAUUAAACAAAGAACUUGAACAGUUUCAAAUGAGUUGGGAACAAUUACAAACUGAAGUGAAUACUACAUAUCAAACGAUGUAUCAACGUUUAGAACAAAUGGAACUCUUUAAUUGUAGACAAUUAUCUCUACGUAAACUACUCACAGAAAUUGAACAAAAAGCUUGUCUAGGACCUUGUUCAACUACUAGUGUAAUGGAUUUUAAUGAAUUAGAAAAAGAUACAAUGAAUUGUUUAAAUGAACAAUAUGGUGAUGAAGUUGAUAACAAUGAUCAUCAAGGUGAAAAUAGUUAUGUUGUCAUUUUUGACAAACUUAUGAUUGCUCAGCAAAGUAUUGUGGAUUGGUGGGAGACUUUUGUUCAACAAAUUGAAGAAGAAAUUCCUAAAAUCAAAGAUGAGUUGAAAACUAUUAACAGUAUUGUCUUUCCCACUCCCACUGGAUUAUUGAAUCAAGUAUUACAUGUGGAAGAAAUCUUAGCUAAAGGUCAUGAAAUCCUAAACAUAAACAAAGAAGGUAUAACUGGUUUAAAUGAUGUAAUUGAAGCUUGGAAGAAUUGGCAACAUUGGUGGUUUGUUGAUAGUGAAGCAAAUAAUAUACUUAAUGAUCAUGGUGGACUAUCUAAUAUUGUUAAUAAUAUCAAUCCAUUUAAUAUGGAUGGUUAUUUAGAUAAUAAUGAAUUCAUUAAUUUACAAAUCAAAUUAGAUCAACUUAAUAAAUUAGGUGAAUCUAAAGGUAAAUUAAAAUUAAUUGAUUUAAUGAAUAAAUCAAAUAAUCUUCAAUUAAUAAAUGAACAACAAAGAAAGAAUUUUAUGACAUUUAUGAUUUUAUCAUCCAGUCAACAACAACAAGGACAACAACAACAACUACAACCGUCUUCAUCAUCAUCCUCUAUAACAGUAACAUCAAUUCAACAACGUCAAAUACCAUUAAAUUUAAGUAUUUUAUUAAUUCAAAAAUUAAUUCGUUUAUCUAAUUAUCAAUAUUCAUUGAUUUUUAAUGAUCAACUUCCUAUAAUUAUUGAUUAUUUAAAUCAAAAAAUUGAUUUAAUUAAUAAAUUUUUAAUAGAAUAUCAACAAUUUUCAGAUAUACUUAAUGAAAAUGAAAUAAAAUUACAAAAAUUAGAAAAAUUUUUAUUAUUAUGUAAUGAAAAUUCAAUGAAUAAUUUUAAAGAAAAUUCUUAUGAAAUAUUAAAAUUAUUAAAUAUUGAUUUUAAUGAAAUAACAUUAAAUGAUAUACAAUUAAAAUAUUCUUCAAAUAAAUCAAUAAUUUUAUCAAAUCAAUGGAAUGAAUCAAUAUUUAUUGAUUUUUUAAAUCAAUUUUCAAAAUCUAUUAAAUUAUUAAUGAAAUUAAUUCAAUCAAAUAGCGAAAAACUCUACUCUCUGGAAAAAUUAGCCUGUACGUUUGAAGUUUCAAUGACACAGAGAAAACAAAUAAAAACAUCGACAGAGACAACAACAGUGGUAACACAUGACAAUGAUCGUAGUGGACGAAAUCAAAUGAGAUUAAUUGAAUUAGAGAAUGUCACAACUCGUUAUUCAGAAUUAGUUAAACGUGUUCAAGUGGUUGUUAAACAAACAGAUUCUUGUAGAGAUUUAUUUAAUAAAUUAAUGUCUAAUGUUAGUUCGACUAGUGAAUGGAUCAAGCAAUUGGAGCAGAAUAUUUCAAAUUAUACCAAUCUCUCUGGAGAUAGAUAUGCAUUACAAACUAGACUUGAAUUAGUGAAAGAUUUAAACUUAUUAAACAAAGAAGCUAACGACCGUUUCACUGAUAUGAAUAAAUAUGCUAUGAAUUGCUUUCAACAAUAUAUACCUAAUAAUCAUGAGAGUUUGGAAUUAAUUGGAAUUACUGAUAGUGACAAAUCUCAACAAAUUUACGAGAGCUUUUUAACUAUACCUAUGUACUGUGUUAAACUGUAUAAAAUGUGGUUUGAUUGUCGUGAAAGAAUUGAAUUUAUCACUAAAUCCUUGUCAGAUUCCAUAGAGACAUGGCAGAUAUUUGAAGUAACAUGUGAUAAUUUACAAUUGACUUGUCGUCGUAUUGAAAAUUGGUUAAAAGAACAGUCUACUUGGCUUGUGGAUGAACCGGAACAAAUUACCAAGAAAUUGGAAUUACUACAACUUAUUAAUGAUAGGUUGGAGGUGAAAUUCAGCAUAGAUGCUCCCAAAUAUUGUGAAUCAUCUAGUAAGAGUCUGUCAACUUGUCGACAUGAACAACAACGAAUUUUAGAAUUGCUUGAUGAGUCAGCAUCACAAGUUGAUCUUCUAAAUUCUACUCUCAGACGUUUACCCAAUCACCAUAAUCAGCUUUGCCCUGAAGAUUCAGCAACUCUGGAUGAAAACAACUUCAGUAAUGUGCAUACAAUAACAACGGUAGAAUUGAAAACUGACUCUUAUGAUUUAGCUUUGAAUCGCAUAAAAAAUCUCAUAGUCACAUUUAAUUAUUUACAGAAAAUAACCAGAGAAACUUCAGAUCUUUGGAAUACUCGUUUAAAACUAUUCACAGAAUGGAAUUUUAAAAUACAAACUACAGAAACAAACUUAUCAAAGUUAUGUUUGCGUAUGGAGAAAAUUAAAGAACAAUUUAGUCCUAUUAGUGAAGAGUUAGAAAAGUCAGCAAUAAUUUCCGACGAAAAUGAUAACAGUGAAUCUUUUAAAACCAUUGAAGACAAUUUGAUGUUAGUAGAUGAUAUUAUGAAAGGGCGUGAAGUGAUCGGCGCUGAGUUUACUGAAUUACGCAGUCGUCUAUGUAGUUUAUCUACUUUCAUGAAUCGUAAUGGUCAUAAUGAUCGACAACAGAGAAUGGGAGAUCUACAACGUAAUUGGGAAGAAUUAGGUAAUAAUUUGUUGAAUUUACAAAGAAAUCUUGAACACAAAACCACAAUUUGGACAGACUUAAUCUUACAAGUGACAAAAAUAUUCAAUUGGUUUAAUGAAUUUAAUGAGCGUAUGAAAGUAUGGAAUGAAUCUUGUCCAUGGCUGUCGAUGAAUAUACCUACUGAACUUGCCGACAUUUUAUCACCAAAUACUUCGAAAGAUUCUUCAAAAACUUCAAUAAUUUUGAAUGAAUUCAAACGUCAUUCAAAGGAUACUAGUAAAUUUCUUACACAAUGUCAGUCUAAUAUGAAUUUAGCUCGCGCACAACAUUCAAAAUUAUUAUACUUUCAUUCAGAAUUAAAUAAUUCUAAGCGUCAGUGUACUGAAAUUCAAUCUGAUGCCUACAAUCAAUUGUGCAGCAUGAUGAAUGAAUCUAUUGAAACAAGUAACCAAAUUGAAAACCAUCUAGACAUUACAAUAUCAAUUGGGAACAAUUUCAAAACGAAAUUAAACCAAUUUACCAAGAACUUUGAGACCUGUUUGUCUUGUAUCAAUCAUAUCAAGACCGAAUUCGAUCAAUCUGUAAGUUCCAUACCAAAAUGUGAUCUAUUGAUGAAGUCUGAAGAAGAUAAUCGAGAAGUUCAAUCAUUAAUUAAAUCACGCUGUCUUAUUUUAAACAAUUUAAUUGAACAAAUCGGUGAUGCUAAACAGUUAAAUGAUUUAUUAAUUGAUACAUUGAGUGAAAAGGCGGAAGACGUGAAUAGCAAAGUUGCAGAAGAAAAUAGAAAUCCAGAUGAUCAUUACCAAAAGAAAGAUGGACAAAAUCUUAUUCAGAAUUUAGAAGAACUUUUAAAAGAAGCCGCUGAUCUUGACUCUUUUUAUCAUUUAGAUGAUAUUAAUAAAUCAUCGUCAAAUGAUGUACAACAUUAUGCCUAUUGUAUUGCAAGAUAUCUAAUUUAUGAAUCAAUACAAUUACGAGAAAUGGUAUCACAGAAAUUAAUUACAAUUACCAAUGAAACAGAAGAACAAUUAAAGCUAGAUUCUAUGUUAAAUUAUUUUGAGCAACAGUUGACGAAAUGUCAAGAUGAAUUGAAUCAAAUUGUAGUUAAUAUGUCAGUUUAUCGUUCAAAAUCAUUUGAUGAUAACGGCGAUACCGUCAUCACAUCAUUGAAAUCUUCAAGUUUAAAUGCUGACAAUUCUUCUGAUUUGUAUUGGUUUCAUUUGAGACAAUCAACAGAUAACUGUGAAAAUCGAAUAUAUCAAUUGGAUAAUUGUUUACAGUGUAUGAUUGAUAUAGGUAAAGAUGACCUAUUGACAAUUGAACAAAAUUUAAACAAUUAUUAUCAUCGAACCGGAAAGUUGGAUUUGAAAUUUUCGCAUCGUUUUAAUGAACUGAAAUCAAAAUAUGAAAUUAAUUUAAAUAAAAUUAAAAAAUUAAAAAAUCAAUUCAGUAAAGAAUUAGAAUCUUGGCGACAGUUUAUAACAAAUUUAGAAAAAGCUGAAAAUUGGUUAACUAUAAAUGAAUCACUUAGUAAAAAAGUACUUUAUGUUGUAACAACAGAUGAUAAAAAACAACUAGAUGGAGGAGACCAGCAAACAAUAACCGAGACUAUUCAUGAUAGUUGUAUCAAUCCAAAUAUGUCAGAACAAGAGAUUAAAGCAGCUAAUGAUAAAGAGAUACUUUCAAAACAAUUGACAAAUUUAGAACAAUUAGAAAUCGAUUUAAAAGAGCAUGGAAUUGAAUUAAGAGAACAAACUGAACAAUCAGCACGUUGUUUAUUAUUUAAUCUUAUUCCUAAUUCUAUGAAAUUAAUUAAAGAUAAACAGUCUAGGUCGAGUAAAAAAUCUGAAAUUAUUGAUUAUAUUAAUUUGGCUAUUGAAAAUCUACUUAAUCGUUAUAAUGAAUAUAAAAUCAGUUUACAAAUGAUACAUUCUAAUCUUAGUAAGAAAUAUUUAUGCUGGUCUAAAUUAGAUAGUAAUUUAGAACAGAUGAAUCGUUGGUUACAUACAAUUGAAUUACAAUUAAACACUAUGGAAAUGGAAACAAACUCAUUAUCUACCAUAUUGAUUAAUGAUAUAUCAGUGCAUAAAACAGAUGAAUAUUUUGCAGUACAUCAAUUAAAUGCAUGGUCUAAUUCAAAAUUAUGCAUUUUAACAAAUUUAAUGGAUGAAAUGCGUAGAUAUAGUGAAACAGAAUUAAUUCAAUUAAAAGAACUUGUACAUGCUCAAAACUCUAUUGAUGAAGUGUUUAAAGAAUAUUCCAAGGAUGGUAAUACUUCAGAUGAUGUAGUCAUUUCAUUAGGACAAAAUGCUUCUAAACGAUUGAAUAAUUUAUUUGAACAACAUCAUAAUUUAAAAAGUCGUUUAGAAUCUCUGAUUCAUUUGAAUCAUGUUAUUCUUAAUUUGUGCGAGAAAUUUGUUCGCAAACGAUGUGAAAUAUUUCAAUGGCUAAUUAGUCAACGUCGUGAACUAGAGUGUUUAAUAAAUCAAACUGAGACAUAUGGCUCACAAACUACUCUUCUUUCAUCAUCUCCUGUUUCAUUAAACGAUGAAGUUGCCAAAUUAUGCAAAUUAUUUCACAAAACUACUUGUGAUUUAGAAGCGUUUAAGAUAUCCGUUUCAGUAAAAUAUGAAGAAAGUCUAACUGAUGUUAUUAAACUUAUUGAAGAAUUAGGUCAAAUGACUCCGUUAAGAAUGGAACCAGCUGAAACGUACAUUAUUGACUUAAAAAGAGAUGUUACAGAAUUUUUCAAUCAAGUUACCGAUAAACUAGAACAUUUUCGUGUUUGGAAUGAUAAAUGGUCAAACUUUUCAAUUGAUUGUAGCUCUUUAACUCAAUGGAUGAGUGAACAAGAAUCAUUUAUCAUCUCAACAUUGAACUCUCAGUCUACCAUUGAAUUGGAAGAUUCUUCCUUCCAAAUUACUAGUUCCAACGUAGUUGAAAAAGAAUUGAAUCAAUUAACCAGUCAGCUUGAUCGUAACCGCCAACUCAGGAUCAUUUUGAUUGGGCAUCAACCGGCGAUGGAAUCAUUGGUUGUAAAAGCUCAAAGUUUAAUCAAGUCCAGAAUGUUCUCAAGUAGUGCGUAUUUGGGCGAUGAUGGCGAAUCCAAAGCGUCUGAUAAAUCUGUCAAGUCAUUGUUUACUAGUAAUAUGCCUGUUGGUAAUAUAGCAAUGAAUAUAGCCACAUAUAUAAUGCAAAGAUAUCAAACGUUGAUUAGUAUAUGUGAUAGUCGAUCUGAAACAUCUCAAACUGCACAAAAGAUGGUCGGACAAUUAUUGAAUUCAUGCAGAAAUUAUGAUCACUGGGCUUGUGAAUUUCGAAUCAAAUUGUCUGAUGUAGAUUUCAUGCUGAAUUCAUAUGAUUCUCACUCCAUUCCCUUACAUGAAUCAGAUAGAUAUUCAUCAAUUCGGUUGUCUGUAGUUGAUCUAGAAACUAGAAUUGAAUCAGGUGAUAGUUUUGUUCAACUUAUUAAAGACUGGACAGAUCGUUAUAUAACAGAAUUAUUAGUUCAGGUCAACCAGCGACGUUCAGAACUGGAAACUCUAGGCCGUUUAGCUAAGAUAAGCAAUGAAAAUUCCGAUCAUGACAAUCAGUUAUUGCACUGUAAUGGCAAACUGAAUAGUGUUUCAAGUUAUGCUGAAACGGAUUAUCAAGUACUUAAAGAGAUGGUUCGGUCAUUACGCAAUCGGUUUGAAAAAAUCAUCCAAAAUGUUAAUCAACGGAGUUUAUCACGAGAAAAGUUCACCUCAUGGAUCGAUACUACCGAAAGUCAAUUGGAUUUGAUUAAUAACCAUAUGAAUCUGUCUGGUUUGUCCAAGAUCAUUUUAGAAGCACCCAUGGAUGAUUUCGACAGAUUAAUAGAAAAGGUUAUAAAUUAUAUGCUUACCGCUUCAGAAUCAAUCACUCAGUUAACUGUAGACAUUAGAAAACAAAGCGCAGAGAUUAAGAAUUCAGACUAUACCGAUGAAAAUUUACAAAAUCGUUUUGAUCAGUUGACCGAAAAUAUUCAUUCAACUAAUCACGAUAUUUCAAGUUGUUUAAAAUUGCUUCAUCAGUUUCAAAUUGAAGUACAAAACUUCUCCAGUUGGAUAUCAGAUUGUGAAAAUAAAUUUAUUCGUCUAUCCGAUGGUGAUUCGAAUCAACUGGCAAUAUUCCUUCAGUCAAACAGUUCAACAAUGAUAGUGAAUGAUGGUGAUAAUGAUGCUGAACAAAUUUUGCAUCAACUAGAUAUUUCUUGUCGAAGUUCAAUAUGUCAGUUGACCGAAGCUAAACACAAGUUAUUGAUUAUGAAAGAAAUUAGCUCAUCUCUUGAGAAUCGAGGCCACCAGUUGAACAAACAGUUAAUUGAGUCUGGUGAACAGUUAACUAGUAAGUUGAAAAUUCUGGAAGAGUUUUCCAUGGGAGGAGUUCAAAUCAAGUCCGUUGGAGGGGUAGAUGUUCGGAGAUCAAUUAGCACAUUGGAAUCAUCGGAUCGUUUAAGUGGAAUCAUUCAAAAUUAUAUAGAUCAAUUACAAUGUCGUUUAAUCAGAUUAGACAAAAUUCAAACUGUUUUCACUAUCAAUUUAACUGAAUUAGCAGAUUGUUGGUCUGACUGGAAAAAUAGUUUCGAUAGAUUAAUUGAUUGGUUAAAUGGAACUGCUGCAAAUCUAAGGCGCCCAAUUUUUCAUUCACUCGAUUCUUUAUCAACUAAACAACAAUUGGCUAACAGUUUGAAGGCAUUUUAUCAAGAUUGUGUUGGAAAGAAGGCUGAUUUUGAUAUGUGCUUAUUAAAAGCUAAUCAUGUGAAAAGUUUGGCGUCAAGUUGUAAUCUACCUGAUCAAAGUGAACAAUUAUUUGAACAAUAUAGGAAUACAUUGGAUACAGCAUAUGCUGCGUUGCAACAAAUGCAAAAUUCAGUAGAAAUUCAUGAACAAUUCGAUCAAGUUGUAUCUCGCACUACUCAAUGGCUUGAAAGUUUGGCUUCAAAGCUGAAUAAUCUGUCUGCUAAUGACAAUACUAAUCGUGUUGGAUUAGAGCAAAAUUUACUGACUUGUCAAAAUCUUUCAGAUACUAUAACAUGUCAAUCAGAAACUUAUAUUUCUCAAUUAGUUGAAUUGGCUGAUCAAGUUUGUCGUACAACUGAUUCAAUGACAAAUAAAGAAAUAUUAGAUAAAGUCGAUGUAUUUCGUCAACUAAUUCGUCAAAAUAUACAACAAUUAACUGAUAUUCGAUUGAGCGUUGAAUUAAAAUUAAAUAUAAUAAAUGAUUGGGAAAAUAUAAAAUCUAUCAUUGUCAAUACUUUAAAUUCAAUAUCACAAACUAUACUAACAGUUUUAUUGGAAGAGAAGACAUCCAUUGAACAAAUUCAACCAAUGACAUCAACUGCGUUACUAACUAUAAAAGAAGAAAAUUUAAAAAAAUUUGAUAAUGUCAAGCAAGAACUGGAACCAGUUCAAUUUAAAAUUGAUGAAUUAAAGAAAUGUACAGAAAAAUAUAUCGAAUUUGAGCAUAAAUUAAAUGUUAUGCAACAAGUUAAUCAGCUAACUGAGAAAUAUUCUAAGGCGCAAAAGGAAGUUGAAAUCUGUUUAGUUAAAACCAGCAAAGAAUUACAAAAUCUUCGUAUAUUUCAUACAAAAAUUGAUGAAUCCAAAAAUUGGAUACUACAAAUAUCUUUAAAAUUAAUGGCUAUUCAUGCUACCGAUCCGGAUGGACCAAAAAGUGUUAUACGUUUAGGACAAGCAGAAAGUGAAUUACGUAAACGUCUCAUUACAUAUCGUGAAGAAAAUUUAAAGGAAUUAAAAUUAUUGAUUGCAAAUUGUCCAUCAGAAAAAGAUUUAAUUAUUGAAACAGAUCGUGUGAUACAAUCAUUAUUUCAAACACCUAGUGGUGUUUCGAUUACAGUUGCUGAACAAAUUAUGGAGAAUAUAAAUAGAAUAAGUGUUUCUAUUCAAUCAGAAAAAGUUGGAGAUAAAUGCGAACAGAAACACUUGUUAGUUAUAGAAGAUAACAAGAGUACUUCUAGUCAAAUACUUUCUGCAAAUGAUCACAAUACUGGUCAUUCCAAAACUUGGGCAGAAUUAUUCUCAUUAGAAGUUGUUCAAUUAGAGUCAAGUUGUGAAAAUUUAGAAGUUAUGUGUAAACGUAUCAAAGAUAGACUAAUGGAACAACAAAAACGGUGGGCUAAAUUUGUUUCACUUCUUAUCCGGAUCGAUAAAUUUUUACGCACAGAACUUCCUGAAUGGUGGUUGACAAAUUCGAAAAAAUUUAUCAAUAAUGCUAAUAGUACAGUGACUAUUAUUGAUGAUGACGCUGAUGAUAAUGAUAUGUGUAAUGUUGAUAAUGAUGAUAUUGAUGAUAGUGUAUCAAUCAAUGAUGAUAAAUCAAUUCAAUCUGAAACUUCAAAAGAAGUAGAAUUAGUAUUUUAUGAAGAAAAUGUACUACUUCAAAAAAAUGAACAACAAACUAAAAAGCCAAAAUCAUCAUCAGCAAUAAAUUCACCACCAACUAUACAAGAAUUAUUAGCUCAAAUAACAAAUGUUAAAGCUAUGCACGCUAAAAUACAAAUUUAUCUGCAAGAGUUGUCAGCUGUCAAGCAUCGAUGUUCAACACCUCCUCCUCGUCCAACCAUAUCUACAAGUUUGGCUUCAUUGAAUAACUAUUAUAAUCCAUCGACAUUAUUAACUGAACUAUUGGAUAAUAAUGAUAAUGAUAACAAUAAUAAUAAAACCAGUCAAAAUGUCAACUUUGCUCUCUCUAUUAAUGGGUUACUAACUAAUAAUACCACAUCCACUAAUUAUGAGUUAUCCAAUACGAAAGCACAAAUAUCUGAAGAGAAAAUGCAUGCUUUAAGUGGUUUGGAACUACGUCGAAGAGCCUCCCAUAUGAAUGAACAACUUGAAAACGAAUUAAAACAAUUAGAUAAAUAUAUUGAAAAUUUACAAGAUUUAAAAAUACGUUGGGAUCAACAAAAUUUAUGUGAAAUAGAAUUUCUUAAUUGGUUACACCAUAAACAAAUUGAAUUUGAUCAAAUUAUCCAUACACAGUCAUCAAAUCUAUUACAUAAUAAGAAAAUUUAUACUGAUUCAAAUUCUAAUAAUAAUUAUUCAUCACAAUUAUAUAAUUCCAUAGAUACAGUACGUUUAGAUAAUUUACUUAAUGAAUUAAAUUGUAAAAAAUCAAUUAUUAAACAAUUAAAAUAUCAAUCAAAAAUAUUGAUUAAUAAUAAUAAUAAUAAAACAAUCUAUUCCCAUAAUAUUCAAUUAAUUAUACAUGAUUAUAAAAUACUAAUGAAAAAGAUUCAAGAUCAUCUUAAUUAUCGUCGUUUACUUACAAAUGAAAUUUUAGAAGCAACUAAAUUAACUGAUCAAUUACAUACUGAUUUACAUGAAGUUGUUAAACGUUCAAUAGGUAUUGAUAAUGUACAAUGUUCAAUGGAUAAAGAACUGAAAAAAAUUGGAGAUUGUAUUGAUCAAGUCAGUUGUGUACAGAAAAAAUUACAAAAUGUAAAAAAUGUAGCCAACCAAUGUUUAUUGUAUGUGGAUUUAAGGACCCAACAACAUUUUCACAUGUAUAUUGAAUCUAAACAGAAAGAAGUGGACGACAUCUAUGAUGUACUUCAUACAAAAUUGGAUCAGUUCACUAUACAUUCAAUUUAUUCUAAUAUUUAUAUAAAACAAUUAAGCAGUACUUUAGAGAGAUUGUGUAUUAUACGUGAAGAACUAAUUAAACCUAUAACCAUUGAUCUAAUCAAUGAAAAUUCAAACAAUAUUAUUUCACUUAUUAAUAACCAUGAUUUAAAUACUUCAAAAAUUUAUCAACUUCGUGAAGAAGCUUUACAAUUAAUUACAAAUAUGUCUUCCAUUGAGUUAAAAUCAGUAAUUUUGAAAGAUCCAAAUCAUUAUAUCAAUUUAAUAAUUCAUAUAAAAUGGAAAUUUCUAGAAUUAAAUAAUCUAGAAUUAUAUCAUGAUCAUAUUCAAUCACUUAAUAAUCCAUUUAUUUUAUUCAUUUCAUCUUUAAUGAACAAUAGCAUAUUAGAUCCAUCAUUUCAACAACAAAAUCAUUGUCAUUUAAAGAAAAGUUUAACUUUUAAACGAAGAGAUUUUUUAAUACAAUAUGAUAUACAAUGUAAAUUAUUUUUUGAAAAAUUAAAUUUUAUAAAAGUACAAUUUGAAAUAAUUAAACAAAUGUUAUCAUAUUGUAUGAAACAAGAUAUUCAUAGUGAUUAUUUGAUAGAUUCCUAUUCAUUUCAAUCAUCAUUUAUGAAUGUUUAUACAUCUUUAAAUAAUAUGAAACAAUUUUUAAAAUCAUAUUUUAAACAAUUGAAAAAAAUCGAAUCAUUUAUCAAAGCUAUUGAAUACGACUCAAUCUUCUUAAUUUCAAUGACCAUACAACACGUACUUACAAACGAGUCAAAACAAUUGAUUAAUAAUGAACUAUGUAAUAUUUAUCAGAUGAUAAUAUCAAAUGUGAUUUAUUGUGAACGACAAAUUAAUUGUAUUGGAUAUCUAUUGAAUCGAGUUGAAUAUUUACUUAGGGAAUAUGAUUACUACUAUAAGUCAGUCAUUGAUAAGAUCUCAAACGAUUUCUAUUCAGUAAAACAAAUAAAAGAUUAUAUUGGAAUAUUGGAUGCUUUUCACUACUGGAUAAAUCAAGUAGAAGGUGAAUUUCAAGCUAUCAAACAAAGUGGUGAUACAUACACUUUGAUGGAUAUUUAUUAUACGAAAGAGAUGAAAAUUUAUAUGGAACCUUUAUAUGAAUCUCUUGUGAUGCAUUUGAAGCAAGUGAGGGACAUCAUAGUCAGUCGUUCAACCAAUCUACAUAGUCGUUUAACUGUACUAAAUCAACUAUCAUUUGAUUUUAUACAACAUUGGAAUUAUACACCUUCCAUUAAUCGUUACCGUACUCAAAGUUUAUGUUCUAAUAGAACUUCAAAAUGUCCUCCUGUAAAGAUAAGAUUUCGUAAAAGAUCCAACUCAUUAUCAUCAUUAAUAACAAGUUCCCAUUCUACUGAAAUUGUUACAGAUCAUCCAAUCAGUUUAACAUAUUUUUUAAGGAAGAAUAGUCUGUUACCGAAUUGUUCGUCGAGUUCCUUCAAGAAUAAGAAAAUGAUUAGAAACGAUGAUGCACUAAUUACUGAUAUAAUUCCUAAUUUUAAGCAUUCCAGGAAUUCCAUACAAUCAUCAAGCUCUGAAUCAACUUCAUCUACUUUAUGUUAUUCACAAAAUGAAGCAAAUAAUUCAAAUUUCGAAGAAAUAAGCACGCAAAUUAUCAAAGAAACAUUACCGGGAGUUAUCGAUUCAAAGAAUAAUUCACUUGAUAAAAUCAUGACAUCCCCUACAUCAAUCUGUUUUGACGAGGAUUUCAAUCUUACACAUGAUAAUAAUCAUGUUUUAAAAGAUUGGACAACUAAGAAAGAAAGAUUGAUAGAGAAAUUUUCAAGUUUUAUCCAGGAAUAUGAGAUUUGUAGUAAAAACAAUACAAUUAUUCAAACUGAAAACAAGUUGGAGGAUAGAUGUACUACACAGCUCCACUCCGAAGAUCACUAUUUUGGUUCAGUGAAGGAAACUUCUCAUGAGGAAAGUUUGUACGCUUCUGUCCCAUCAGAUUCACACAUAUCCAGUGACAUUGUUGCUUCAUCUUUAUCCUCAUGUAGUACAGAAAAAUGUGCCAGUUUUAUGUUGAAUGGCUGUUCACUGCAUACAUUGCUUUCAAAGUUGUAUAAUAAUUUACUACAGGCCACCAAGAGAUUUCAAUCGAGUCUUAUCAAUUUUAACAAAACCAAUUCAGACAGUGAGUUGAAUAUCUAUCAAAAUAUCUUAGAUGAUAAUAAUAAUAAUAAUGAUGAAACCCAGCUAUCUAUCUUGAAUCCACUUCAUUCUCCAUUGAUAAUCUAUUUAAAUCGUAUGCUAAAAUACUUCAAUACUGAAUCUGAUAAAAAUGAUUUAACUACUAUUGAACAAAAUGAACUAACAUUGAUAGAACAUAAUCUAACCAAUAUAUGGAAAUAUUUUAACGAAAUUAUUGUAAAUAUGAAAAUGAAUAGUAAACAGUUCAGUUUAGAUGAUGAUUUCAUGAAAUUGGUGGAUAAUAAUAUGGUAACUAUUUAUUUGGAAAAUACAUCCUCUAAUUUAUUUGAUCAAUUAAUCAUAUUAACUAAUGAAAUUUAUUUAUCAAUUAGAGAUUUAAAUAAAUAUUUGUCCAAAUUAUCCUCUUCUGAACAUCAACCAUUUCCAUUACCAAAUUUAUGGUGUACUCUAUUUAAAACAACAGAUUUAUUAUGUAUAGAAAUGAUGUAUUCACGUAUUUUAAUACUUAUUUUUUAUUUUGCUUACAAAUCAUUAUUAUUUAUUUAUGAUAUAUUAAGUGUGUAUAGUGUUAGUCGAAUGAAGAAUACAUUCAAAAAGAAUUCUAGGAAUCAUUUCAUGAAUGCUUCGAAUAACAAUAAUCUGAUGAUUCUAUUGAAUGAAUUUCAUAACUUACAACCUAUUUUAAAUCAAAUGAAUCCAUCUAAUUUAUAUCAAUUAAACAAUCAACAAUUUAAUGAAUUUUCAAUACAAUUUACUACUAUUUAUUUAUUAAAUAAAUAUAAUUCUAAUCAAUAUUCAAUAAAUUUAUUGAAUUUAUUAAAUUUAUUCUUUGAUUGUUUUAAUCAAUCAUAUAAUUUUCUAUUAAAUAUCAAUAAAACAAUACAAACUAAUGUUAAAUUAAAUUAUCCCAUUCAUGAUGAUGAGGAUAAUGAUAAUGAUGAUGUCAUAAUGUCUAAUAAUAAAUUGAAUAAUCUAAACAUCAUGAAUCCAUGUAGCUGUAUGAAAACAUCAGUCACUAAGAAUUUAUUAAAAACUUUACAAAUUUUCAAAUAUCUAUUCAUCACCAUUGAAUUGUUAAUUAAUACACCAGUAUUAACAAUGAAGGAAUUAGAAAAUAGAUAUAAUAAGAAUUCGGCGUUAUUUUCUCAGAUUUAUUCUUAUUGUUAUCGAUUACAUCUCCUGAACGAAUCCAACAACACGACAGAGGAUAACCAACCACUACAGUAUGAAGAAUGUAAAUCACAUAUUCAACAACAACAACAAAUUACAGAUCUUAUCAACCGAGGUUUGGAUUUAAAUCAAAAAUUAAUGAUAUGGACUGCAAACUGUCACAGUUUGCUAGAUCGAUGGAAACGAUUAAGCAUUCAAGUGGAUUGGUUCAAUGAACAUAUACAAAACUUAUGGGAUCGAUUACCAGAAACACCAAUGCCAAAUCCACCUCAAUUCAAAUUGGAUUACCUACUAUUGGAAACUGAUAACAAGAAUCAGUUUAUUAAUGAUAUAAAACUUAUAUCACCAAUUCAAGUAUCAUACAAUAUUUUAAUUUCUUCUAAUUCUUUAGAUGGAUUAUUAUAUUAUAAAAGUUGGAUAGAAAAUAUAUUUAAAUCUUUUAAAAAUUUAAUACCUAUAUGUGGAGCUAUUUUAUCUGAAGGUCAUUCAUUAACUAAUGAAUUACUUCAUUUAAACACUAUAAAUGUUCAUACAACAUCAUGGUCUUUUGAAUCUUUCAAUGAUAAUAAUAAUAAUCUAUAUUGGAAUAAAGAAUUUAAACUAUUUUGGGAUUUAAUCAUUGAAUGGAUUUAUAAUUUACUGAUUGAAUUUAAUCGCCAAAUUUUCUAUAUUCAAUUAAUAGAAAAUGAUUUAAAUGAUUUAAUAUCAUGGAUUCUAUUAAAAAAUAAUGAAUUUAAUGAUCAUAUAAAACAAUUUGAAAUUCAAUCAAAUCAAUAUUUCAAUAAUAAUUUAUAUCAAAUAAUAAAAAAAUUCAAUAAAAUUGAUUUAAUCAUUAAUGAUUUUUAUGUAAAUGAAAAAAUAAUUCAAUUAAACAAUUUAAAAUUGUACAUUGAACAAUUAAAUAAAAAUAAAAAAUCAUUUUAUCAUCAAAAUAAUUUAUAUUAUUCCCGUCUUAUUAAUUUAAGUCAAUGGAUUAUUAAAAUUUAUUAUAAUAAUCUUUUAACAUAUAAACAAAUUUUAUAUGAUUAUCAACAACUAAUAAUAAAAAAUAUUUUACAAUUAUCGAAUAAAAUAAAAAAUUCUUCAAUUAUUUUUGAUGUUUUUCAUUCUUUUCAAAAUUCAUUUCAUUUAUUAAUUAAAAGAUUUUAUAAUUAUGAUUUAAAAUUUAUUCAAUCUAAUAAUACUACUGAUAUCAUACUUUAUGUUAUAACUCAGAAUGUAUAUCGUCAAUUAGAAAUUCGUUUACCUAUUCUAUUAGAAUUAUAUAAUUUAGUACAACAACACCAACAACAACAAUUAUGGAUAAAUGAUAAAGAUGCUACCAUUAUUACUACUACUAGUAACAAUAAUAAUAAUAAUAAUAAGGUAAUUACUUAUUUAGAACAAAUUAAUCAAUGUAAAAAAUAUAUUGAAAUAUUGAAAACUAUUCAAAUAGAUUUAUUAAUGAAUGUUUAUAAAUAUCAACAAUUAAAAUUAUGUUCUGAUCAAUUAUUUAUUGAAAUUGAAGUGUUCAAUUUAAAAGAUCCUGAUAUGAUGAUGAUGUAUACAAAUGGAGAAAAGAAUUUUUUCUCAAAAUAUAUUUUUACUGAAUUAUUGAAUAUAAAAAAGACUGAUGAAUUUCUAAGAAAAAGUUUUAAUCUACGUUUAAUAUCAUUGAAGAAUAGAACUAAACAAUUUCUAUCCAUUUCAAAAUUAACACAAAUUCAUUCAUUAAAUAAAAUUAUUGAUUUUCAUAAAAUUUUUAUUCAUCCAAUGAAAACAAAUGAAGUAUUGAAUAAAAUUUUUAAAAAUUUAGAUUUUAUCAAUAAUCAAUUAUAUAAUAAUCAUAUUAUAGAUUAUUAUUAUUAUAUUAAUAAUAAUAAUCAAUUAUUAAUUUGUUUAAAAUCAAUAAUUAUUAAAAAUUUAAUAAAAUUUUAUCAAAUUUUAAAUCAAUUAAUUUAUUUAUAUGGAUAUGUCAAUUUUUUACAACAAAUCAAUGAAAAACUUAAUUUGAUCAUAAAUUCUUAUAAUUCUAAAUUGUCUGUUCAUGAUCAUGAUCAUCAUCUGCGGAUCACAUCUUUUAUGUUAAAUUUUCUAAAUGAAAUUGAAUUAUUAAAAAAAUAUUGGAUAUAUGAUAAUAAUAAUAAUAAUAAUAAUAAUAAUAAUGUUACUAUUCAAACUGAUCAGUCAAUUUUUCAACAAUUUAUAAAUUAUGGUCAAAUAAUAUUGAAUUUAUGUCAAUGUAAUGUGAAAUGUUUCAUUUGUGAAUAUAUACAGUUAUCCACAAAGUCAUUACUAAAGGAAUUUACUACAAUUCGUCUUACUGUAGUAGAAAAACUGGAACAGAUUUAUUCGAAUCUUCAAAUUCGUAUCAAUCAGUACGGAAAUUUUCAAACAUUUUUCAGGAGUAUUAUUCAUCAAUUAAAACAAUCCAAAGAUAUAUAUGAGACAAAUAUUAAAGAGUUGUUAAUUGAUAAUCAUUGUUUAUGUAGUUCAAAUUCAUAUAGUAAUAUUGUUGAGAAUACCACCUUCAACCUUAUCAAUCCUGAUUUUAAUCACAUACCACCUAGUUUAUCUUUAAUUAAACUAGCUAAAUCUGCUUGUCAACAUACUUUAUUAUCUAAUAUAAAAGAAUUUUCUACUAAAUCAAUUAAAGAAUCAACAUUUUCAAUAAAUAAAGAAAUUUCCAACUUAAUUAAAUUAACCAAUUUAUAUUUAUGUCGAAUAAAACAUCAACGUAUACAAUGGAUAAAUUCAAUAGAAUAUUUACAAUCAAUUCAAUUAUAUUCAACUGGUCUAUUAUCAUUUAAUGAAAACAAAUUAAAUCUUUAUAUUUCUCAAACUGACAAUAUCAUAAAUCUAAUGGAAACAAUUAAACGUACUAUAUCAAUUAAUUCAUUAAAUUUAUUACCAACUAAAUCAAUAAUGUCCAAUAUAAAAUUAGAAUACUUCAAUCAUUUCAUGAAGUAUUUCAUUGAAGAUAACAUGAUCAAUAAGAAGGGAAUGAACAACGAAGAUGAUUGUUAUAAUUGUGUAAAUUCAUAUUUAUUACAAAGAUUUAAUUUAUUAGAACGAAAUAUUAUUCAUUCAAUGAAGAGUUUAUUUGUAACAACUAAUGAACAUUCAUUCAAAUUCAAAUUAGAUGAUAUUAUCAAACAAUGUAUUGAUGUAAAUUUAUGGUAUAAUGAAUAUAUUCAACUAGAACCAUUAUUCAUUUAUGUUUCUACGCACACAUUUACUAUAAAAAGUUUUCAUCAGACAAUCUGUAGCCGAAUUAAUAAUGCUGAUAAUUUGCCAAACACUAUUUUGACAAGUGAUUGGCUUAUUCUUGGUAUUCGUUUGCAUCAGCUUAAAUCAGUGUUACAUAUCAUUAUGAAUCAAUGGAUACAUAUUGUAUCUUUGUGCAAUAAUGUUAAUGCUCUGUUAGACAACGCGGAAUUUUCAAAUGUUAUGAGUCAAAUAUAUCCACAGAAAUCCGGAUGUUCAAAUAUACAUCGGUCUUUACGGUCUUUUAAUUAUCAAGAGGCGAUAGACGAGUUGAAAAAGCAACAAAUAUUAUUAAACAGUCUAUUUGUUAACGAAGACACAAACUGUUCACAUGAUGUUGUUAGCGAUUUGGUGAGAACAUUUAAAAAUUCAUCAUCUCCAUCGUCUAUCGUUGCUGAUGAAGUGAAUGAUGGUAUCAUACAUAAUUGUCAUAUAACGAAUGAGAUAUUUCUUUCAUCUAAAUCACAAGUGUUAUGUACAAUAUGUCAUAGAAAUCCUUUAAUAGAUAAUAAUAUAAUUGAUGUAUCUUCCAUUAAUAUGUUAAUCAAUGAACAAGUAGAACACCUCAAAGCCUUAAAUCAAUACAAGGUUGAUGACGAAAAGAAUACAAUAAAUUUUGAACAAAAUCAAAUUUAUUUAACUACAUUACAACGUCGAAUAGAUAUGAUUUCAGAAUGGAUUAUACAUUUUAUAGACGAAACUGUACUGGCAUCAUCAUUCAAUGAUGAACUCCAAGAAAAUGCAGAGAUAUUUUUAGGUCAGUUAGUAAAAAUCGAAGAGUUACUUCAAAUUUGCCUCAAUGAAUAUGAAACUAUUAUUGCUCAUCAUGUUAAUGAUAUCAAUGUAAAAAUACAAUUAGACUUAUCAAUACUACUUAUAAAUUGUUUACAAGUAUAUAUUAAUCAGUUAACACAAAACAUUAAACAUGAAUGUGAAGAGAUUUUGACAUAUAUCAAGACUAAUGUAAAUUGUUUAAUUGAAAAAAUGAAAAUGAUGUUAUUAGUCGACGUUGACGAUAUUAUGUAUAUACAAUAUCCAUAUCAUGAAAUUAAUCAGAGAUGUACUUCACUGAACAGUCUUAAAUCAGUACAUUCAACUAAGUCUACAAAUAUUCAGGAAAUUCAGUUUAAAUUAUUGUAUAUGACAUGCAUUCAUAAUCAUUUGGUUAAUUUAUGUAAAGUAGUCAAUUGGACCAGCAUAAAUGCUAAUUCGGAUACAACAGUUUUAUUGCGUCAAUUUUGUUGUUCCUAUACUUAUUUAAAUCGAAUAAAUAAAUACAUUGAAUAUUACAAUAAUACUCAUCAAGAUGAAUCUACUGAUUCAAUAAAACUGAGGUCUAGUUUAACAUUAUCUGCCUUGGAUCCACUUCAGGAAGAGAUGAGACAGAAAAAUUGCAUUAAGGAUAUUAUUCCCGAAAAUGAUAUAAAGCCUGUGUCGCCAUCAUUAUUUCAAGCGGAGUCCGAUCACUCGUCAGCAACAACUGUGAGAUCAUUUAAUAACGAAAUUCAGUCGAAUGUUCCUGAUCAAAUAGGUUUGGCAAAGAAUUGUUUGAAAGAGAAACAUAGCAGCGUAAUAUCAAGAAAAUCAUCUGACUUAUUAAUCAAUGAGCCAUCACCAUCACUGUCAUCAUCAGCAUUAUUAUUGAUGGAUUCAAAGCAUAGACAGUUAGUCUCCAAAUCAUGCACUGCAAAGUCACCGGAUUAUUCGAUCGAUAAUGAUAACAUCACUUCAAAAAUAGUUAUUGAUGGUAAUAAAAGGAGUCCUGUUAAAUACAACCCCGUUCAUAAAUUAAGUUCACAUGCUUCAAGUGUUGUCACUAGAAAAUUUCAAUCGAAUUCUGAUGUGUAUGAUUUACUAUCUCAAGUUAAAAUGAGUCUAACUAAGGUGGAGCGUCACCUAUAUGAACUGGACACAUAUCAUCAUGAUGACGGUGAUGACGACGAUAGGAGUUUUCAUAAUGUUAAUCAAGUUGGAGAAUCAUUAUCACUAACUCAUCUGUCUACAUCUUGUGAUCAGUUGAAAAAAUUCCUCGGUCAAUUGAAUGCUUAUGGUUUUCGAAUAAAUUUUACGAAUUCUUCAUUGAAGUCAACUGUACCAAGUAGUAGUACAUCAGUUGUUACCACUGAUCAAGACGAAUUACUGAAUGAAUUGAAUAUUGUCUGGCGAAAACUAAUUGUAGGCACAAAGAAAUGGAUUUCAAAAUUACAAUAUAAAUUUGUUGAUAAUAAAAUUUUAAAUUAUUUAAUUAAUGAAUUUGAUAAACAUUUAAAAUAUACAAAAAAUCGUUUAGAUUAUUAUAUUCAACAUAUUAAUGAUAUAUUUCCUAUUAAAGAAGAAGAAAAUUUCAAUAUUGAAAAAAUAUUAAAUAUAUCAUCAGAAUCAAUUAUUAAAUCAUCAAAAAUUAUACCAUUAUUAUCUUCUACAUUGUCAUCAUCAUCAUCAUCUUCGUCGUCAUCUUUGUCGUCGACGUCGUCCUCGUCAUCGUUAUCUGAAUUAUUAUCAUGUAUUGAAUUAUUACAUAUUAUUAAAUUACGAUUAACUAAUUGGCUUGAUGAUAUAACUUUAUUAUUAAUGUUAAUAAAUGAUAAACAAAUGAAUUAUUCAUAUUCUAUGUUAGAUAAUAUAUUAUUACAAUCUAAUGAUAUAGAUGAUAUAGAUGUGAAUUCAUUAAAAAUUAAUCUGAUCAAACUUCAAAAUGAUUUUUUUAAUUUAUUUCAUUUCAAUAAAUAUUUAUAUUUAAAAUUUUAUCAAUUAUUAAUAUGGUUAAAUAAUAAAAUUUUAAAACAAAUUACAAUGGAAAAUCAAUAUAUUGAUUUAUCAGUAAUAAUUAAAAAUGAUCAUUCAAUGAAAUUUAAUUCUCAAUUGUAUCCUAUUGAUAAUAAUAAUAAUGAUGAUAAUAAUAAUAUUAAUUCACAAGGCUUUGAAUCUCAUCAUUUUUCAUUUAUCAAGGAAAACAAUCUUUCAAAUUUAUUGGAUAUAGAUAUGUAUUCAUCAAACCGCUAAACCAUAUUAUAUUAAUAUCAUUUUGAAAAAUAACGAUCUAUCAACUGUUGAAAGUACAAUACAAAAUGUAUAUAAUCACCAUGCUAAAUCUUUGACAAAAUUAUUUGAUCUGAAACAAAUAACUAAUUUACAGCUUUAUCCUGAUCCUGUUCUAAAUAUUCGUCAUCAUGAUAGUAAUGAACAGUCUAAUUUCAGUAAUAGUUUGACAGAAUCAUCAAACAAUAAAAUUAGACAAAUUCAACUUCAUUUCAAUCUAACAAAUUCAAUUCAAAGAUCGAUCACACAAAUUGAAACAACUAUUAUCAGUAAUUUCAGAAAUUCAUCAAAUUACAUUUAUAUCAUCAAGACUUCUUAUCAACCAAAUAAAAUAAACAUUAAAAAUACAUUAAAAAUAGUUUAUAAAAGAAAUAUUCAUUUAAACAAUGAAUUAUUUAUAAAUUCAUCAUUGAAUCAAAUAUCUACAACAUUGAAUAGAAAUAUUUGUGAAAUCAAUUAUACCAAUAAAUAUGAUGACAAUAAUGAUGUUUCUGAUCUUGAUUUGGAUGGUGAUGAUGAUGAUGAUCAUCAUCACCAUCAUCAUAAUUCAUUACAUCACUCCAUAUAUUCAAUGAAUACUGUAUUUAAAAACAACUAUAAUUACUGUAAAUUAUUUAUUCAAAAAAGAUUAUUACAUAAUAAUUUACCAUUUAUACAUAAUAAUAAUCAUAAACUUCAUUUAUUUCCUAUUUAUAGCUCACCUUCAACAUCACUGUCAUCAUCUUUUCCAUUGCUUAGUUCUAAUGUUCAUUAUUCUCAUUAUAAAAACAAAAGUAUUUUGUGUAGAACAACAUCAUACUUAUCUAAACGCUUAUUUAGUAGUAUAUUCAUAAAAUUCUUAUCAUAUUUUCUUUUCUUUUGUAUCAUAUUAUAUCUUAUUCAUUUUUUGAUAAAAUCUUCAUUUUCUAUACCAAACAAUUUGAUAACUAUACAUGAAGAAAAUUGUAAACAACAGACAUCUUCACAACUGUUAUAUUAUUCAUUAUUAUCAUGGAUUAAACAAAUAAGCGUGGAUGGUAUUGAUAAAUCACCAAAACAUAUUGACAUAUUUAAUGAAAAUCCAUUGAUUAGAACAUGGCCAGAGAAUGCACCACCGUUUUAAACUAAAAAUUAUACAAAAAGUGUUCAAUCACCUUGACAUAUGUAUAAAUGUUCAAUGAAGAUCACCAUAUAUAUAUAUAUAUAUAUAUAUAUAUAAUCGAUUGGAAGGUGAAAGAAAACAUUUCUCUUUUUUUUUAGUUUAUGAGAUUAUACUUCUCAUUUCUUCUUAUGUAUACAUAUAUGGAAAUAUAUGUGUUAAUAAAAAGACGUAAUCAGUGUAGAUUUGUUUUACUUUUCAUUCAAAACAUUUUCUGUUCAUUUUGAAAGAGUAUCGAAAUUUACAGUGUGUAUUUUAUCAAUUAUAUCGUAGUUGUACGGUAGUUUUUUUUUAAUCAAUUUCAUCAACUGCAUAGUAAUUUAUUCAAUAGUACUAUGCUUGAAGCAAUUACCAGAUUACUUAAAAAUCGGCGAACUGAAUGAAGGAUCAGCAAAACAAUGACGAGAUAGCUAAACUAUUCCAAUGAACCCUAUCCCCGCUAACUGUAGGGAGAGGUUCAGGUUCGUAUAAGCGAAAGUAUAUUCUACAGGCAGCUGGGAGCAUGAAUAACAACAAGCGCACCACUAAAACGUAUAUACACAGCGUAAAAAUCUCUUUAGGCAACGUCACAAUAUAGCAUAUUAAAAAAGGCAACCAACCAAUGACAUUUGACCCAUCUGAAGUAGUUCUCUUCAAUAGGUUAUCUCUUAUAAUAGCUUGUAAUGUGAAAUAU